Molecule: messenger RNA, 3641 nt
Organism: Condylura cristata (star-nosed mole)
Lineage: Eukaryota; Metazoa; Chordata; Mammalia; Eulipotyphla; Talpidae
Gene: TEF
Product: thyrotrophic embryonic factor
Exons: 4
Coding region: 50-907 (285 amino acids)
Biological process (GO): regulation of transcription by RNA polymerase II
Cellular component (GO): nucleus
Molecular function (GO): RNA polymerase II cis-regulatory region sequence-specific DNA binding; DNA-binding transcription factor activity, RNA polymerase II-specific
Source: RefSeq, a predicted model, not a curated record
GCCGCUCCAGCUGCUUCUAAACUCCCCUGCAAGCACCUCCUGCCCGGCCAUGUCGAGCUGCGACCGGCUCGGAGUGGCCCCUGCCAUGGACAUGCCCGAGGUUCUCAAGUCUCUGCUGGAGCAUUCUCUGCCUUGGCCAGAGAAGAAGACAGAUAAGGAAAAGGGCAAGGAGAAGCUGGAGGAAGACGAGACUGCGGCGGCCAGCACCAUGGCGGUCUCUGCCUCCCUCAUGCCGCCCAUCUGGGACAAGACCAUCCCGUAUGACGGCGAGUCCUUCCACCUGGAGUACAUGGACCUGGACGAGUUCCUGCUGGAGAAUGGCAUCCCUGCCAGCCCCACUCACCUGGCCCAGAACCUGCUGCUGCCUGUGGCCGAGCUGGAAGGCAAGGAGUCGGCCAGCUCUUCUGCAGCGUCCCCGCCGUCCUCCUCCACUGCCGUCUUUCAGCCCUCUGAGACCGUGUCCAGCACAGAAUCCUCCCUGGAAAAGGAGAGGGAGACCCCCAGCCCCAUCGACCCCAGCUGUGUGGAGGUGGAUGUGAACUUCAACCCCGACCCUGCCGACCUGGUACUCUCCAGCGUGCCUGGCGGGGAGCUCUUCAACCCGCGGAAGCACAAGUUUGCCGAGGAAGACCUGAAGCCCCAGCCCAUGAUCAAAAAGGCCAAGAAGGUCUUUGUCCCCGACGAGCAGAAGGAUGAAAAGUACUGGACACGGCGCAAGAAGAACAAUGUGGCAGCCAAGCGGUCGCGGGAUGCCCGGCGCUUGAAGGAGAACCAGAUCACCAUCCGGGCGGCCUUCCUGGAGAAGGAGAACACGGCCCUGCGGACGGAGGUGGCCGAGCUGCGCAAGGAGGUGGGCAAGUGCAAGACCAUCGUGUCCAAGUAUGAGACCAAGUACGGGCCCUUGUAACUGCCCCCGGCGGCACUUCCUGCUCCCAGACCUCUGCAGGGGCUCCUGACACCCCACCCACGCGUGGGGACUUGUGACUUGGCACAGGCGAGGGCGCGCCCGGCGCCAGGAGCGUUCCUGUUCAAGCUUCUUACCGCGUGGCAACUUCAGGGGCCAGCGCCCCCCAGCAGGGGCGCGGAGAGGCUACGCAGACAGGCACCAGCGUGGUUUCGCCUCUCGGAUGUCCCCAUUGGGCGGGAAGGGACCUUUGGACGCGCGUCCCUCCUUCCACAGGGCGCUCGGCUCCCUCCCCCGCCUCCAGCCUGACCAUCGGCCCUGCGGCCCGUCUGCGCUGCGGGCUUGUUUCCAGCUGAGCGUGUCUGUCGCACACUUCGCCCUCCCCGGCGGGCCUGGACGGCAGCGUCUGCUCUCGCCCCCCUCGAGCCGUUGCCUCCCACAGGAGGGUCUCUGCAGCCUGGGUGGCCCGGCCGGCCGCGGGCGUGCGCCAGCCGCCCUGCCCCUCGCCUGCCCUUGCGGCUCUAGGCCUGUGGCGGCGCCGGGCUGUGGUGCCGCCCGGUGUUCCACCCACGGCAGGGGCGGACCCCAGUGCGAGCUCUUCGCCCGCUCCCGGGGUCACGGCAGAGGCCAUCUGCGCCUCCUGUGUCCACCAGACUGGGCUGCCAGGCCUGCUCUUUCUUUCCGCCCAGUCACCCAGCUCAGAUCUUGGAUUUCAGAGAAAACUCCCUCACCCAGGACACGUUCCUUCCCGGACCCGGGAGGCUCCCGUGCAGUGCUGAGAGCAGCGGCCCCGCUCGGAGUGGCCAGGAGGGCCGGAGCGUGUUUCUCGAGCUUUUUUGGCGCCGCUGUCCGCGGUGGGCCAGGCCGAGCCCACGGCCCCUGAAGGCGGAAGAGGGCUGCGGGGCUUGCUUCAGGAGCCGCCCGCGGCCGCCCAGAGCGGCAGGCCACGGUCAGGGCCGCCGGGCACAGCGCGCUGCCGUUAGCGAGCCGUGGGCAGCGCCAGGGCCGGCGCCCCUCCUGCCGGGAGGUGUGGCCCGCUGGCACGGGCGCCUGCGGCUGCGGCCUCGCUACCUCCAGGCUGCUCCUCUGCGCCCUGCUGGACUCCGCGUUUCCCGCUGCCCAGAACAGGACUCGAAGCCGCGGCCCCUGUGCCACCUGGGCGGCGGAGGCGGGUUUCACGGGCUCAGGGCGGGCGGCCUGCGGGGAGAGGGCUGGCGGCGGUGCCGCUGUCGCGCCUCUGGCUUCGCCGGAGCGGUGGCUCCGGUCUCUGAGGACCUUUUCUAACAGACGGGCCGGGCCGGGGACGCCGGCCUGACUAGACUGCCCAGGGCGGAGCCUGCGGGACCUGCCGCCGCCUCUGCGCACUUGGCGGGGCCCCAGGGCCCAGGGAGAGCACCCCUCCCGUGCCGGCCUUCACUCUGUGGUCCUGUGAAAACCACGCGCACACUUUCCACUCUGUUGUAACCACAACGGGCAGUUGCAUCCGGCAUGUCUGCGUCCUGCCUGGGCAGCUCGCCCGCCGGGCACUCUCCCUCUGGUCUGGCUGCCCGCCAGGGCAGUUCUCAUUUCUUACUCGCGGAAGGGCCUCCAGCUCAGAGCUCUUCGCUUUCUUUGGCCAGAGAGUGUGUGGUUUGUGUUUUUUCAAUUUUAUUUUUUAAAGGAUAGACAUUUACCCCCUGGGUGUCGUCUCCGAGCCCAGGGCCGGGCCUCGGCCUCUUGCCCCCGCUCUGCCUGUCUCGCACCCCCGCCCUCCUGCAGACGGUGGGUGGGUGUCUGGGAGGAGCGCCGCCGGCCCCCCUGAAGCAUUCCCUGUGUCCUGGGGGGCUCCGCAGGGCGGGCGUGCUCGCCGCGGGCCUGAGCGCCCGGCAGAAGCUGCCAGCCCGUCGCGGAGCGAGCCUCCCGGACUCCCUCCCGGGCUCUGUCUUGGGCCCAGCAGCCAAAGUCCGAGGCUGUCGUGUUGAGAUCUGACGUUAAAGCCCCGGAGGCUCGAGCGCCGGCUCGUGUGGGUUUGCACGCCGGCCAGCACGCCCCUCCCGCGGAGCCUCCUUACCGCCUCCGAAGAGACAAAUCAUGAACGAGCGAGAAUGUUGCAGGAAUAUACAUAUGCUAAAUGUAUGUCUAGAAGUAUAUAUAUAUUUUUGUUUGUUUUGGAGAGAGCGCGCUUUAAGGUGGCCAGCAGCCUUGUGGAGGGCCCGGUGGGGGAGGCACUCGGUCUGGUCGGAGCCUUCACUGCGCUGAAGGGCCGCCGCGCACCCCCCGCCUGGCAACGGGGCGGGGGCAGCGGCGCUCUGUUCUGCGCCAGGGCUGAGAGCCCUGGUUUUCAUGGGAAAGCCCCACCCAGAGCUCCUUUGACAUCUGUUAAUUAAGUGCAAUAAAUUUUUCUAGAAAAUGGCAAAGAUGACUUCCAGGUGGACUUGCUGUCUUACGGUGUUGCAGAUGCAGAACGCCACUUGGUUUUAUUUUUCUAAGCGCAUGAGAUGUGACGACGUGUUGGGCUCUGCGCCCCCGGGCUGGCUUUGCAGCGGGCCCCUCUCUCCUUUACUUUUGCCUGGGGAAGGGGCAAGAGGAAAGCCCCUUCUUCCAGCCGGAGAGGCAGAAGCAGACCCCAGCCCUGGCCUUAGUGUGUGUGCGUGUCUGCGUGGGCCCGCCUGGAGUCGCUGCUGGCGGCCGAGUGGUGUGGGCGGGAAGCUGGGAAUGUAUCCUUUUCAAAACAGAAUUAAAUAUUUUGAGACGAGAG